AUGACGAGGCGCGUUGAUGACAUACCUACACGGAACUUCAAAACAACCCAAUCAUCAUCAUCAUCAUCAUCAUCAUCAUCAUCAUCAUCAUCAUCAUCAUCAUCAUCAUCAUCAUCAUCAUCAUCAUCAUCAUCAUCAUCAUCAUCAUCAUCAUCAUCAUCAUCAUCAUCAUCAUCAUCAUCAUCAUCAUCAUCAUCAUCAUCAUCAUCAUCAUCAUCAUCAUCAUCAUCAUCAUCAUCAUCAUCAUCAUCAUCAUCAUCAUCAUCAUCAUCAUCAUCAUCAUCAUCAUCAUCAUCAUCAUCAUCAUCAUCAUCAUCAUCAUCAUCAUCAUCAUCAUCAUCAUCAUCAUCAUCAUCAUCAUCAUCAUCAUCAUCAUCAUCAUCAUCAUCAUCAUCAUCAUCAUCAUCAUCAUCAUCAUCAUCAUCAUCAUCAUCAUCAUCAUCAUCAUCAUCAUCAUCAUCAUCAUCAUCAUCAUCAUCAUCAUCAUCAUCAUCAUCAUCAUCAUCAUCAUCAUCAUCAUCAUCAUCAUCAUCAUCAUCAUCAUCAUCAUCAUCAUCAUCAUCAUCAUCAUCAUCAUCAUCAUCAUCAUCAUCAUCAUCAUCAUCAUCAUCAUCAUCAUCAUCAUCAUCAUCAUCAUCAUCAUCAUCAUCAUCAUCAUCAUCAUCAUCAUCAUCAUCAUCAUCAUCAUCAUCAUCAUCAUCAUCAUCAUCAUCAUCAUCAUCAUCAUCAUCAUCAUCAUCAUCAUCAUCAUCAUCAUCAUCAUCAUCAUCAUCAUCAUCAUCAUCAUCAUCAUCAUCAUCAUCAUCAUCAUCAUCAUCAUCAUCAUCAUCAUCAUCAUCAUCAUCAUCAUCAUCAUCAUCAUCAUCAUCAUCAUCAUCAUCAUCAUCAUCAUCAUCAUCAUCAUCAUCAUCAUCAUCAUCAUCAUCAUCAUCAUCAUCAUCAUCAUCA
Molecule: messenger RNA, 948 nt
Organism: Aedes albopictus (Asian tiger mosquito)
Lineage: Eukaryota; Metazoa; Arthropoda; Insecta; Diptera; Culicidae
Exons: 2
Source: RefSeq, a predicted model, not a curated record